AUGAAGGGAUGGAGACGCAGGAGCGACCAUGCCCUCAAUCCGUCCUGUCAUUCGCCGUCACUAGAAGCACAACAGAAUUUGCGUGGUUGCCUUUUGAACCACAAGAGUAUCCGACGUGAUACCGGUGAAAAGCCGGCGAACCAGAAACAAGAGGCAGCGACACGGAACAGUACAGAGGCAGAAUCCUUGCCAGCUGAGUCCAGGUCUGCCGACUCCGACAAGCCUGCAGAAGACGCGCACGAAGCCACGCCUGAGCUGGAUACAGAACAAACAGCGACCUCGAAACCCAACGGUAACGAUCGUCUAGCCCGUUUUGCAGCCCUGAAGAAGCGCGCGACAGCCUCCGCAAAGUCCAACCUAACUGAAGCCAAGGCUGAGGCUCAGCGCGCCGCAGUAGACCCAUCAAUUCUCUCAAAUCUGUCACGACGUAGUGCCAUAGCUCAGCACAAUCUCCUCAAAGCAGACACCGAAGAACAACUAGGCACCGGCGCAUUUGAGCGCAAGCGCGCGUGGGACUACACAAUCGAAGAGAGCGAAAGAUGGGAUGAGCGAAUGGCGCAAAAGAAAGAGGCUCGCGACAAAAAUGCAUUUAGCGACUAUGGAGCAGAAGCUGCGAAAAUCUACGACCGCCAAAUCCGGGAACUAGAAAAACAAGCCGCCAAGGACGGCGGACGCAAUCGCGAAGAGUACCAGAAGCAAAAGGCCGAACUGAUCGAGCAGGCUGCACGUUCAGGUGGACUGGAGAUCGUAGAAAUAGAAAAUGGAGAGCUAGUGGCCAUCGACCGUGACGGCAGAUUCUACGCCGACGAGAACAACACUGGAUUCGUCGAGCAGAAACCAAAUAAGGAGAACGUGGACCGUCUGGUUGAGGAUAUCCGCAAAGCUGAAGAGAUACGCUUGCAGAAGAGGAAGAAGAGGAGAGGUGAAGGCGAUGAUGGGGACGUCACGUAUAUCAACGAGAAGAACAAGCAGUUUAACCUCAAGCUCGCUAGGUUCUACGAUCGGUAUACCACGGAUAUUAGGGAAAGUUUCGAACGAGGCACCGCAGUAUGA
Messenger RNA from Lithohypha guttulata, 1053 nucleotides. It is a transcript of the gene syf2, whose product is annotated as Pre-mRNA-splicing factor SYF2. Bases 1 to 1053 code for a protein of 350 amino acids. The transcript has 2 exons. The record is from RefSeq and is a predicted model, not a curated record. Lineage: Eukaryota; Fungi; Ascomycota; Eurotiomycetes; Chaetothyriales; Trichomeriaceae. Gene Ontology annotation, cellular component: catalytic step 2 spliceosome; Prp19 complex; post-mRNA release spliceosomal complex.